Dictyostelium purpureum is the source of this 2154-nucleotide messenger RNA. RefSeq lists its product as uncharacterized. The record is from RefSeq and is a predicted model, not a curated record. The coding region runs from base 1 to 2154 and encodes 717 amino acids. NCBI's taxonomy places the organism in Eukaryota, Evosea, Eumycetozoa, Dictyosteliales, Dictyosteliaceae. The transcript is spliced from 2 exons. Gene Ontology annotation, molecular function: protein binding.
AUGAAUGAAAAGAUUUUUUUUAAUAAUUUUAUAUUAAAGAAAUUAUUUUCGAAUUUCGAUGUAUUAAAUUUAAUACCGAUGCAGUUUGUGUGUAAAAAAUGGAAUCAAAUAUCAAAUUCAAAUUCAUUAUGGCUGGACCAUAUUUGUAAACAUUUAUUGGCAGUGUAUGACUUGGUGUGGUCUCCUAUCGAUGGUUUUUUGUAUUCAACAUGUGGAGAAUAUAGUAGUAUGGCAGGAAAUGGCAAUGGCACCAAUCUUGGAGCCAAUGUUUAUAAAUUUAAUUUAAAAAGAUCACCAUCAAUACUCUCAAUGGCAACUUCAUCCAUAAAAUUAGAAUAUGACGCUGGAGAUGAAGAUUCAAAGUUUAAUUUAGAAAACCUACCACCAAAAUUUUAUAAAAAUAUAUUUAUCAAGUUAUUUUAUCAAUAUUAUUUCGCAAUUAUUAUAGUGGAUAAACACAGACAACUAUUUUUAAAAAAACAUCUACAACCAGCCUAUGAUACUAUUAUUGAUAUUUUAAAUUCAAUUAAAACUUCAACAAAUAAUAAUAAUAAUAAUAAUAAUAUUAAUUCUAAUAUUAAUAAUAAAAUUUUACAAAUUCAAAGAGUUAUUAAAGAAUUAGAAAUAGUUUCAUCUCCAAUUUAUUCCCAAUUUAGUUUAUAUAAAACGAGCUUCAAACAAAGAGAGCUAUACUUUAAAUCAACACUACCAAAGAGUUCCAAAACAGUGGUUCAGUUUCUUUUGUUAAAUAAUAUUAAAAAUCAAUUUAAUGAAACCCAAGAUUUCAAUAACUACCAUGUCUCAACAGAAUUUUUCCUCUUUUGUCUAUUUAAUCAAGAUCACCUAAAAAAUAACAAUACCAAUAAUGAUAAAAACAAUAUUAAUAAUAAUAAAAUAAACUAUAAUAGUUACCCAGAAUUUCAAAGUUUAAAUAUUUUUAAUAGAAAUAACAGCAAUUAUAAAAGCCAAAAUGAAAAUAUAAUAAUAUCAUCAUUAAAAUCAGUUCAAUUUAAAGUUGACAUUUCAAUAAACUUUAAAUUUUGCAAUCGUUCAGUAGUCCAAGUUUCAUCCAGCUGCAAAUUUAAAUUUAAUGACUAUAGUAAAGUUGGUACCAAUGAAUGGAAAGAGCUAUAUAAUUUUAAAGCAUCGUUAGAUGAAAAUGGAAAGAAUGGUGUUGUUAUAGGAAGCUUAAAUAUAUUUGAAGAAAAUGAGGCGAUUGAUGAUGAUGAUAACCCAAAACUGGACUAUAUUAUAUCACAGUAUGAAUCUCACGAUGAAUACUCGUCAUUUCAUUUCCCAGUAAAUGCAAAGACUACAAAAUCUAUUUCAGAAUAUCUUCAAGUCAAGGGUUCAGAAAUCAUAAAUACAUUAUCGGCAGUUUUAGAUCAUCGUAAAUUUGAAAUUCCAAAGCCAAAGAAAGAUAUACUUUUAAACUAUCAACUAGCAUCCAAACUAUACAACAAAGAAUUUUUUAAUAGCUUUAUUUUUACGAAAUCAAACAUUGGCUUUAAUUUAUUAAAACUAAUAUGCUAUGGUGAUGAAAAUAUAAUAUGCGAAGAUAAUAGGACCAAUAGUGGCAUCCAUCAAAUAAAGAAAAUUUUAACCAUUGAUAUUGGUUCAAAAAGCAAAAACAAUAUUGAGACCUUUUUCAUUCAUACGGAUAUUAGAAAACCAAACAAUAUUAGAAAUAAUAAUAAUAAUAAUAACAUCAGUGAACUAUAUUUAACACUAUCAGAUUUUAGUUUAAAAAGACCACCAAUUGUAAUUUCAAAUAACAAAAAUGAAGGAAAUACCCAAUUAAUUUUUCCAAUAGAUUUCAUUCAGAAUGAUAUCCUAAAAUUUUUAAAUCUGGACGAAAUCAUUGACGAAAUUGUACCAUUCGAUGGGGACAGUUAUAACAAAAUAGAAAAAAAUGACAUUUUACUUUUGGUGUUAAAAUUAUUAAUUAAUGUUUGGAGAUUGGAUGAUUUUAUCAAAGUAGAAUUUUUAAGAAAUGACAAUUCAAAAUUUCAAAUUUUAUUCAAUUAUUCCAAUAUUAAUAAUAAUGUAGAAAUAAAUAUAUCUAGUAAUAAUAAUAAUCUCAAAAGGUCACAUCAAGAUUAUAAUGAUGAUGAUGAUGGUUUUGAACUAUCAAAUAUUUAUGUAUAUAAUUAA